UGAAAUGUUAUGUCGUAAUAUUAACGCAAGUAACUUUAAAAAAAUGUUGGUUCAUAAAAUAACAACAUUCAAAUUGUGUAGACUUUGCGGCAAAAAAAAACAACAAGGUACUGAUUUAUUUGAAGAUAAAAUAAAAGGUUCAGUACUUAUAUCAAUAAUCAAUAAAUACUUUGCAAAAGAGAUUAUUAGCAUUUCUAUAUCUGAUAAUUUAUCGAAAUAUGUAUGCAAUAUAUGUGAACAAACAAUCUGUAUGUUUGAUGAAUUUUGUUUAAUGGUAGCAAAUGUUCAAAAACAAUUAUCUGCACCAUCAUUAGAAAUUAACUUUACAGAGAAUAUGUUAUGUCAUUUAAAAGAAACUGAUAUACCUGAGACAUCAAAUGAACAAGUAAUUUCAUUCCAAAAAAAAAAACAGACUUGUUAUAUUUGUGCAAAAAGUUUUAGAUGUUUAGCUCAUUUAAAUAGACAUAAAUUAAUUCAUACAGGACAACGCCCAUAUGCUUGUAACAUUUGUAACAUGUCUUUUAAUCAGCAAGAAGUUAUGACAAAACACAAACAAAUUCAUGAUAAUAAAAAACUAUUUCAAUGUGCCAACUGUCACCAAGCAUUUCGAUAUAGAAUUUCUUUAAAAUCACAUAUGUUAAACUUACAUGCAACAAAUAAUCAAACUACUAUUGGUAGUCAAGAUAUCUGUACACAAGAUCAAGCUUUGCAAUGUACAGAGUGUGGAAAACAAUUUGUAACAAAGUACAAAUUACAAAGGCAUAUGAGAUGUCAUACAGGUGAAAAACCAUAUAGAUGUAAUUAUUGCGAACGUUGUUUUUCACAAACUGGCAAUCUGAAACUACAUCAAAUCAAAUACCAUCAGAUUAAAUAUCCCAUUCCAGAAACUGAAAAGCUUCUUCAACAUACAGUAAAUCGAGCAGUAGAACGUGAUGUUACUAUUUCAAUGAAUACAUUUUCACCAAUUUUUCUCACUGAAACUGAAAUACAAAAUACUAUAAACGAAACGAUUAAUUCUACAAAUCCAAGCUCUUCUUAUUUAAGUAAAUCAUAUGAAACCCCAUUAUAUAUCGAUGAAGAAAUUGAAACGAUGUUAGAUCAAGAUCUGAACCAGGUACAAUACCAAAAGUAUGCAACAUCAACACAAGAAAAAUUUUCGUUCUGCGUAAAGCAACCAGAAACUCCAGAAUUACUACAUAGUCUACUAUAUGAUGAAUGAUAUUAGUCUAUUAAUUUUGUAAAUAAUAAGACAGUUAAUUUUGUA
Molecule: messenger RNA, 1264 nt
Organism: Ceratosolen solmsi marchali
Lineage: Eukaryota; Metazoa; Arthropoda; Insecta; Hymenoptera; Agaonidae
Product: zinc finger protein 184
Exons: 4
Coding region: 5-1219 (404 amino acids)
Biological process (GO): regulation of transcription by RNA polymerase II
Cellular component (GO): nucleus
Molecular function (GO): DNA-binding transcription factor activity, RNA polymerase II-specific; zinc ion binding
Source: RefSeq, a predicted model, not a curated record